This is a messenger RNA of Camelina sativa (false flax), 1082 nucleotides long. Its product is annotated as agamous-like MADS-box protein AGL17. The record is from RefSeq and is a predicted model, not a curated record. Lineage: Eukaryota; Viridiplantae; Streptophyta; Magnoliopsida; Brassicales; Brassicaceae. Gene Ontology annotation, biological process: positive regulation of transcription by RNA polymerase II. Gene Ontology annotation, molecular function: DNA-binding transcription factor activity; RNA polymerase II transcription regulatory region sequence-specific DNA binding; protein dimerization activity. Gene Ontology annotation, cellular component: nucleus.
GUUUAUUCCUCGAAUAGAUUGUUGACUCUUACUUCCUUCUCUUUUCUGUUUCUUCUCUCUCUCUCUUUCUCCUGAUUCGUUCUUCUCAUCUUCCUUUGUUCUAGCAAAGAUCUAGAAAAAACCCUAGAACAGGGAAGCUAACCUAGAUCAAGAGGAAGAUCAAAACAAAGUUAAAAUUGAUGGGGAGAGGGAAGAUUGUGAUCCAGAAGAUUGAUGAUUCGACCAGUAGGCAAGUCACUUUCUCCAAAAGAAGAAAGGGUCUCAUCAAGAAAGCUAAAGAACUUGCUAUUCUCUGUGAUGCUGAGGUCGGUCUCAUCAUUUUCUCCAAUACCGACAAGCUCUAUGACUUUGCCAGCUCCAGUGUAAAAUCUACUAUUGAACGCUUCAAUAAGACCAAGAUGGAGCAGCAACAAGUACUUAACCCUGCAUCAGAAGUUAAGUUUUGGCAAAGAGAGGCUGAAACAUUGAGGAAAGAACUACACUCAUUGCAAGAAAAUCAUAGGCAACUAACGGGAGAGCAACUAAAUGGUUUGGGCAUUAAAGAACUGCACAAUCUAGAGAGCCAGCUUGAAAUGAGUUUACGUGGAAUUCGUAUGAAAAAGGAACAAAUUUUGACCAAUGAAAUCAAAGAACUAACUAGAAAGAGGAAUCUUGUUCAUCAUGAAAACCUCGAAUUGUCGAGAAAAGUACAAAGGAUUCAUCAGGAAAACGUCGAACUAUACAAGAAGGCUUAUGCAACGUCAAACAAAAAUGGAUUGGGAAAUCAUGAGCUAGUAGAUGCAGUUGAUGAUGAAUCCCAUGCAGAGGUUAGGCUGCAGCUAAGCCAGCCUGAGCAGUCCCAUUAAUUAUAAGACUUCAUCAAAGAGCUAAGAUCAUUUAAAGAUAUAAAACCUUGUUCGUUCUUGAUUAUCUCAAAAGCAUUUCAAAUGAACGUACAUAUUAUAAUAUGAAGAGGGACACGUCGUUUAACUAUGCCAAUAUGCUUUCAGGCAGAAGUGAGUGCGAGUGUAAUCAUGUCGGAGAACAAACCGAAGGUUUGAUUUUGUACGAUAUAGUGCAAUCAAUGGGUACAGCUAGCUUCA